AUGAACAAAUCAGCUUUAACAAUUUUAUUUGUAAUUAUCUUUUCAGUUUAAGUUUAAGCACAACUUAAGUUUGUGCUAGAACUUUACCGUCAUGGUGCUAGAGUUCCUAUAAACAGUUGGUACGAUGCUAACUAGCAAAAAGCCGAUUCAGGAGAACUCACUGCUACUGGAUAAAGAUAACAUUAUAAUCUUGGACUUAAGUUGAGAGAAGAAUAUAGAGGAUUCAUUCCAGAUCAUUAUAACCAUUCAGAAAUUUAUGUUAGAUCUACUGAUGUUAAUAGAACUUUGAUGAGUGCUGCUUCUCAUGUUUAAGGUAUGUUCCCCUAAUACACUGGAAACUUGCUACCAUCUAACUUGAGUGAGUAAUAUACUUUACCAUAUUUCAAAGAUGCUUAAAAUUACUUACCCAACACUCUUUCUGCACUUCCAAGUAACAUCUAAGUUCUUCCUAUUCAUACCCAACUUGAAGAUGGAGACAUCGUUCUUCAACCUGAUUCUAACUGUAACAAUUACAGUAAGCUAAAAAAAGCUUUUUAUGCUGAAAAGUAAGACACUAUAAAUUUUAUAAACUAGCAAUUCAAUAAUACUUACUAAUAAUACUCUAUUGCUGUCAAUUAAACAGUUAAAAAUUUCGAUGAUAUGCAUAGUUUAGAAAGUACCUUUGAAUGUGAUAGAUAUAAUGCCAGAUAUGUCCCUUAUUUCUCUUUUGACUUAAGAGAAAACGCUACCUUCCUUACUUCUCUCUCUUGGAAUUUCUAAUUUGGCUAGCCCGAUUUAUUGCGUGCUUUAAACACUCCUUUCUUAAAUCAAGUACUUGCUUACAUGAAUCCUGUUGUUUAAGGAAAGAAUAAAAAUGGGUUAAAGUGGGUUAUGUUCAGUGCUCAUGACACUAAUGUCCAUUUGGUUAGUGCUGCUCUCAACUUUACUAGCAUUGAUUGUCUCCUAAAUCAAAGAUUCCCUGAUCAAUAUAAACCUACCACUCCUUAUUACAACUGCGAGCAAUAUCCUCAUUUUACUGCAAGUUUAAUAUUUGAAUUACACCAAGCCAAUCAAACCUUUACAGAAAACGGAGUUGUAGUUAACAAUGAUUAGUUCUACAUUAAAAUUAGAAGAGAUGGCAAGUUUAUGAAUUUAUGUGAAACAAAUUCAACUGUUUGCACUAUCGAAGAAUUUACUAAAAGAGUAAACUGGUUUGUUAAUGACUUUAAUGCAGUCUGUAACUAAUCUAUUACUAAAGAUAAUUCUAAUUCAGAAAUGUUAGUAGCUGCUCGUACCUAGUAGACUGUUCAUACUUAAAAUAUAGUACCAAUAAACAGUGAAAAAUCAGGUUCUAGCUCAACUAACUACUAUUUGAUAGUUUUAAUUAUUUAGCAAAUUGUUAUUUUUGUAGGUGCUUAUGCUUAUUACAAAUCUAAAUAAUCAAAAAAAGCUUUUGAUUUCUAGGAAUUCAGAGACAUUGAAGUUGCUGUUUAAAACUGA
Molecule: messenger RNA, 1479 nt
Organism: Tetrahymena thermophila SB210
Lineage: Eukaryota; Ciliophora; Oligohymenophorea; Hymenostomatida; Tetrahymenidae
Product: histidine acid phosphatase family protein
Exons: 1
Biological process (GO): dephosphorylation
Molecular function (GO): phosphatase activity
Source: RefSeq, a predicted model, not a curated record